AGCCAGAGACAGUAAUAGGAAAAAAAACAAACAUGGCCACCACUUCUUUUACAGCUCCCAAACUCUCUUCCCCAACUCUCCAAACCCUUUACCGGAACCUUCCCGUCUCUGUCCCUUUACCCAAGACCCUUUCUUCCUUUUCCCGCCACCGUUCUCCCUCUAUCUCUCGCUUCCACCAUCACCACUUGCACCACCGCCGCCUCUUCUCCGUUCGUGCCGAGUCCGAGAAUGGUGCUGAGCCGCCGCGGCACUAUGACUUCGACCUCUUUACAAUCGGUGCCGGCAGUGGUGGCGUUCGUGCUUCCCGUUUCGCAGCCAAUUUUGGUGCUGCUGUUGCUGUUUGUGAGCUUCCGUUUUCGACCAUUUCUUCUGAGACCACCGGCGGCGUUGGCGGGACAUGCGUACUUAGAGGAUGUGUACCAAAAAAACUCAUGGUUUAUGCGUCUAAAUAUUCUCAUGAAUUUGAUGAGAGUAAUGGUUUUGGAUGGAAAUAUGACACUGAACCAAAGCAUGAUUGGAGCACCUUGAUGGCUAAUAAAAACGCUGAGUUACAGCGUCUUACCGGUAUUUACAAGAACAUUCUCAAUAAUGCUGGGGUUACAUUAAUUGAAGGUCGUGGAAAGAUUGUGGAUCCACACACUGUUGACGUAGAUGGAAAGCUUUACGCUGCGAGACAUAUACUGAUUUCAGUUGGUGGACGUCCAUUUAUUCCUGAGAUUACAGGAAGUGAAUACGCAAUAGAUUCUGAUGCUGCCCUUGAUUUGCCCUCAAAACCAGAGAAAGUUGCAAUAGUUGGUGGUGGAUACAUAGCUUUGGAAUUUGCUGGCAUUUUCAAUGGAUUGAAAAGUGAGGUUCACAUAUUUAUACGUCAGAAAAAAGUUUUACGUGGUUUUGACGAAGAGAUCAGAGAUUUUGUUGGAGAACAAAUGUCUCUAAGGGGAAUUGAGUUUCAUACAGAGGAGUCACCUCAGGCAAUUGUUAGGUCAGCUGAUGGUUCACUGUCUCUGAAGACCAACAAAGGAACAGUUGAAGGCUUUUCACAUAUAAUGUUUGCUACUGGUCGAAGACCUAAUACAAAGACCUUAGGAUUGGAGUCAGUGGGAGUGAAAAUGAACAAGAAUGGAGCGAUAGAGGUUGACGAAUACUCACGUACUACGGUACCUUCCAUUUGGGCUGUAGGGGAUGUUACAGAUAGAAUAAAUUUGACUCCUGUUGCUUUGAUGGAAGGAGGAGCAUUAGCAAAAACACUGUUUCGGAAUGAACCAACUAAACCUGAUUAUAGGGCUGUUCCCUCUGCUGUCUUUUCCCAGCCACCAAUUGGACAAGUUGGUCUUACUGAAGAACAGGCUAUAAAAGAAUAUGGUGAUAUUGAUGUCUACACAGCAAACUUCAGGCCAUUGAAGGCCACUCUCUCAGGGCUUCCUGAUCGGGUUUUCAUGAAACUCGUAGUCUGUGCAGAAACAAACAAAGUUCUUGGUCUGCACAUGUGUGGAGAAGAUUCAGCUGAAAUUGUGCAGGGAUUUGCAGUUGCUGUGAAAGCUGGCUUGACGAAAGGAGACUUUGAUGCCACAGUGGGUGUUCAUCCAACAUCAGCUGAGGAGUUUGUCACAAUGAGGACUCCCACUCGGAAGAUACGACAAAAGCCUGAUUCUCAGAGAAAGACGGGUCUCGAGGCAAAAGCUGCAGCAGGGAUUUAGCAAGAGUAAUUAAUUAGCUGGACACUGCAGGAGUUCCAUUUAAGGUUGGGUACUAGUGGAAGUCCAUCUUGUGUAUAGUUGCUGGAUCUCAGAUUUUGAGUCGUGAUGAAUGAUGAUCAUAUGGAGCAAAGGUGUCCUUUGGGCGGCACUCAUGAAUGCAAGCUACAGGAGGUCUUCAAAGGGCAAUGAUAUUGCUGUGAAUUUGUAGUGUGACUUUGCACCUUCAAGCAUGGGAGGCAGGGAGUUUCACUCUGAGGGCCAUGACAUAGGGUCCUCGUUUGAAAGAAUUUCUCCAUUUUUGCUCUAAAUGAUGCUCUUUUUUGCAACUUUCUUUUCUUUUUCUACCAUACACUAUAAAUGAAUACUUGCUAUAGCUAAUUUAUCUUAAAAUGCAUUCUUUUGUAGCAAAUCUACAUUUUUUUCAGUUAUUGAUCAAACGCUAUUGGGCCGUUGGUUUGUCCCGAAC
Messenger RNA from Theobroma umbraticum, 2163 nucleotides. RefSeq names its product glutathione reductase (gene GR). Gene Ontology annotation, molecular function: glutathione-disulfide reductase (NADPH) activity; flavin adenine dinucleotide binding; NADP binding. Gene Ontology annotation, biological process: cell redox homeostasis; cellular response to oxidative stress; glutathione metabolic process. NCBI's taxonomy places the organism in Eukaryota, Viridiplantae, Streptophyta, Magnoliopsida, Malvales, Malvaceae. Gene Ontology annotation, cellular component: cytosol; mitochondrion. The record is from RefSeq and is a predicted model, not a curated record.